Bactrocera tryoni is the source of this 1855-nucleotide messenger RNA. Its product is annotated as peritrophin-48-like. The coding region runs from base 580 to 1587 and encodes 335 amino acids. Lineage: Eukaryota; Metazoa; Arthropoda; Insecta; Diptera; Tephritidae. The transcript is spliced from 3 exons. Gene Ontology annotation, cellular component: extracellular region. Gene Ontology annotation, molecular function: chitin binding. The record is from RefSeq and is a predicted model, not a curated record.
UUUGUACACACACAUAUGACAAUAAGAAUCGAAAAUAUUCAGUGUAAUUGGUAUCAGAUAUCAUUGAAUUUGCCUGCCACGAAAAAUCAUGUGAAGAAAUGAGAUAAUUGAACUAUGUUACAAGUAAAAAUUUGAAAAGUGGGGCGGCGAUAUUAAAGAGGAUAGUAAAACAAAAACCGAAAACCGAAAUAUUGAACAUUCUUAUUCAGAGAUAACUGCACGCCAGAAUAUUAACACCUGAUGUAUUCAUUGAUUUAAAUAGACAUACAUAUAUUUGCGUGUGUAUUGAAAUGUGUGCCUUAUGGGUAGGGUAAUAAGUGAUUGUGAAAUUGAGCCCAACCAAAAACUUUGCAUGAUUGCAUCGUUGUUUGACGCGCAGAACACAAUUCAGAACGGAAGUAAAUGGAUGUUUGGAAGAAAUGAGCUGAUAAAAUGAGUGUUUAUUAAAAAUUAUCAUUGCACAUUCGGAAUAAAAAUAACAGUAGGCACAAAAGGUUGGCUCAGUGAAAUAUUUUCAACGACCACGAAUCUGUACUUAAUAUCGUUAUAAAAAAUAAAUACAUAAGCCGUUAAUUAAAUAUGGUAAUGAAAUUGGUUCAAGCAGUCGCAUGCCUUUUGGCAAUGAUAGACCAAAUUUGUGGAGCAAAUCUUGACCGAAAAGAAUAUAAUGUUUGCAAUUUGAAAUCAGACUGGGAUGUUGUUCAGAGUGAAGAAGACUGCCAUAAAUUCUACCUAUGCCUUAAUGGUAAUGCAGAGGAAUAUAGCUGCGCCGAUAAUUAUUAUUUCGAUCCAAAGGAAAAACGUUGUAAAAUAGGGAUUUUUUCAACUAUGGAGGCAAUAGAUAAAUGCACACCUCAAAGCAUACGCCGCAUCAAUGACAACUGUCAAGCCUUUUCCCGUUGUGAGAAUGGAGAAUAUGUCAUACAAAAUUGUACAAAGGAGCAAUAUUUUUCAACGAAAUAUGCCAGCUGUCAGCCAAUAGCUACAAGCGCCGACCACAAAUGUAGUUGCCUUCUACCUCCUUAUGCCAUCAUCAGCAAUCCAGAUGAUUGCGAAACAUACUAUAUAUGCAGUGAUGGUAAAGCAGUACUGCAGCAAUGCCCACGGGGACAAUAUUAUAGCGAACAAAUCAGUAGCUGUCUUCCAGAUUUGAGUGGCAUUUGUAUAGCUUUGCCCAGCAUGAGCUCCACUGAAUUGGCGAUGACUGAAAUAUGUAGCAGUUUUGGCAAUAAUAUAGCAGACUUUCAGCCAUAUAUAAAAGAAUGUGAUAAAUUCUCUCUAUGUAUAAAUGGCCGAAUGUUUCCUAGACGUUGUCCAAAGGGAUCAUACUAUGAUAAAAACAAACGCUUCUGCCGUUGGGAUGUAAAUGAGAUUUGUACUGAACAGCUGAAUAAAUUGCAUGAAGCAAUAAAAUAUACAGUUACAAAUGUCAAUCUAGAUAAUCAAAAUCAAACCGUUGUUCCAAAUGUGGUGAACAACAUAGAUAAAAGUAUCAAAAAAGAAAUAGAACAGAUAAAAGAUUUUGCUGUCGAUCAACCGAAUAAAUCGGUGUAUGAUAAACUGUCAUCAAAAUUUAUAAAUUUUUGAUUUCAAUUUAAAUUAAACAUCUCUUAGUUCUUACUUAAAUUUCAAAUAAAUUAAAAAUGAAAUCAAUGUAUACAUUGACGCAGUUGAAUAAUAUAACUUUAUAUUCAAGGUUUAUAAGUUUUCUUUAGGGUUUUGUAAGAAGAAUUCCAAUUGGUGCAUGACAAAAUAAAAGAAAAAGAGCUUCAUUCUAACUAAUAUAGUAUAAAAAGUAAACAACGAUUCAAAGGAUAUUAUUUUAAAUGUUAAGAUAAAACUCACCUUCCAUGAC